UCCCCGCCCCGCCCCGGCUGGAACAGCGCCGCACCGCUCCGUCCUGCCGCUCGCCCGAUCCCCACGCCAAAAUGCCGCUUAUCAGCGUCCCCAAAGAAGUGGCUGUCGGCACGGCGAUGCUGGGGGUCGCCUUUGCCACGGGUGUGCUCGCAGGUAAAAGAUACCCUUCUUUCAUUUUUGGGACCCCGAGUGGUAUGAUUAGGAAGAACAGUCCUCUCCGGCAGUACAUACUGGAUCACUCAUUGCGGGAACAUCCAAUUCUAAAGAAGCUGCGUCUGCUCACUGCUGAUCAUCCCUGGGGCAGAAUGAUGGUGUCCUGUGAGCAGGCUCAGCUUAUGGCAAAUUUGGUCAAACUCAUUAAAGCCAAGAAAGUUAUUGAAAUAGGUGUUUUCACAGGUUAUAAUGCCUUGAAUAUGGCACUUGUCCUGCCAGAUAAUGGCCGAGUUAUUGCCUGUGAUAUAAAUGAGGACUAUGCCAAAAUUGGAAGGCCACUGUGGAAGGAGGCAGGAGUAGAGCAUAAAAUUGACCUGCGGAUUAAGCCAGCAAUUCAAACGCUUGAUGAACUGUUGGCCAAUGGAGAAGCAGAAACCUUUGACUUUGCUUUCAUUGAUGCCGAUAAAGAAAACUACAAUGAGUACUAUGAAAAAUGCUUGCGCCUUAUAAAGAAAGGGGGAAUAAUAGCUAUUGAUAAUGUCUUUUGGAAUGGAAAGGUGCUAAAACCAAGGAAGGAUGACUUGGCAGCGCAGAGUAUCCACCACCUCAAUGAGAAGCUUCUCAGAGAUGCACGUGUUAAUAUCAGCAUGCUCCCAGUGGGGGAUGGAGUCACAUUAGCAUUCAAAUUGUAACUCAAGGAAGCCCAGCAGAUGGGGGAUAGCAAGCAGCAUCAAAUCAUCAGGAAAAAUGUAGGUGGAACAGCAUCAAAAAUUUAAUUUAAUCUAUAUCUCCACUGGAUAGCAUAGCCUGGGAAAGUAAACUUUAGGAACAGCAGGAUCCUAAAGGUAGCUAAGCAGAGAAGAGAGAUUUAUUGAGAUCUACUAUGGUUUCUUACUUUAAUUGUAAUAAAGGAAAUAAACUUACAUUAAAUUGUCCUUGUAAGACAGUGGUUGAAAAAAAUCCCCCUCUAUAGAUUGUCCAAAUGACUCAAUACAACAAAGUAAUUUUCUGUCCUAGAAGAACCUCUUGAGCUGUGGAAUAAUCAGUCAUCACCAUCAAAAGGAAAAGAAGUGCAGUUUACUAAUGUUUAUGGCCAUAAUAGAAAAAUGGAUUUUUAAUGAAAUGACAUCAAGGAGAUUGCUAGCCUUCUCAGACUGAAAAUAUUGUAAGUCAUUCCUUAUCUUUAAAGGGUACUACAGAACAAGCCUCAAAAAGGCAUCAUGUGAAAAAAACGUUAUUUUUAAAAGCUUACUAGAGGACAAAACAGUAUUUGCAAAUACAAUAACUAUUCUCUAAAACUUUUGUGCACAAGGACUGGAUUUCUUUAACCUAGGUAACAAUCCAGGUAGAUUUCUUUUUUUUUUAAGUCAGAGUGAGGAAAAGCAAACGGGCAAGAAGUAAACCAAAACAAUUCUCCCUCUUUCCUGUGUCCCUCCCCUUACUCCCUCAAAGAAGCAACUUGCUAGUUGCUUGUUUCCUAGAAAGUUGCAAGCACAGAGUAUUGGUGGCAAGCCUAUAGAAGGAUUAUGAUUGUAUGAGGAUGCAAUACAGCUGUUAACUGGCUGUUCAAAUUAUUACUGGAAGCAGAGAUUCCCUUCCCUGGGCAGCAGAUGGCAAAAUUUCAGGCUGCAAUUCUUUAUUACAGAUAAAAAUUGAUUAAGUAAGAAACUGAAAGUAGGAUUUUUCAGACAAAAGCUUCACUGGUAACUGUUUUGGGGAACUGGUAACACUGGAAGUAUAUGUAUAGAGGAAAGAGAUCUUCAGUUUUGUUGAUGACCUGAAGGAAAGCUGUUACCAGAGCUAAGAGAAUCCUUUGUCCAUUUGCUUAAACAAUGCACUUGAAUGACUCGAGCCACUGGGGGACAAAGGUUUCAAGUCUCACAAUGUUUAAAACUGUCUGCUUGGCUCGUACUUUUGAAAUUUCAGCUGGGUGGCUUGGGUUCUGGUAAGGGGCAGAAGUUCAGAGCAGAAGUUCAGGCUCUUUCCUGUCACAGACACUGACACAGACACUGCAGUGUAGAGAAAUGAAGAAAGGAAGCAUUGCCUGAUGGCUUCGGAGUAGGGUUAUGACUGAGGAGAUCUCAAUUCUAUUUCUGUCACUUCCACUUAAAACACUGAUUCAGCAAAGCAUAUCAGGAUGUGCUUAAGUACUUUGCUGAAUUGAGGACUGACUGCUAAAUCCAAGUCUGGGAGAAGGCCAGGACAAGAUGUGUGUUGCCCUUAAAUGAGAAUCUACAUAGGGCAUAAAGUUUGCUCAAUUUUUCUGAGUACAGAUUUACCCUCAGAGCUUCAAACCUCUGCACUCCUCAAAUUUCUUCUCUGCAUAAAAGAAAUAACACCUUAUUAAAUUCUUAGUGACUUAUAACAGCUUUCAGAUGGAGUGGCUAAGGGAGUGUACAGGAUUAUUACACAUUUGCAUGCAGAGCUUCUGGCCGUGUUCUACUUUACAAUUUUACUUUGUCAGUAGAUACCAAAAGAAUCCCAAGGGUUAAAAACAUUAAAUGGGACACUUUAACAGCAGGGGCAUCUUCUCAAAUAUUCCUGCAUUCAGAGGCUAGAGGCUGAUGAACAUGAGCAAGACAGAAGCUGUUAAGAAUACUUACCCUGCCCUAAAAGUACCAUGAUGGCCUUUCCCAAACAUGGAGAAGCUGUUGGAAAAUCAGCCACAGACUCUGCAACUCUUUUACAAUUUUCCAAGUUGCAAGAACCCUAUCAAUGAAGGUGAGCCAAAAAUGGGCAAGCAUCAUGAGUAUUUUUGCAAGAAACUGUCAAGUAAGAGUUUAGCAACAUUUAAAACCAGAUGCAAGCACUCAUAGUUGAUGAAAUCAAAAACAACUAUUCUUUCUGUAGUGGGUACUGGCAAAGUCCCCAUUACUUAUGCUAGAGGAGAAUCUAUCAAGUGCCUGAGGCUGAAGCCAUGUGCAGCAGCUAGCUAGCAUUUUGCCUUUGCUUUGGACUCUGUUCCAUUUUAAAUAUGCAGAUCAUAAUGUGAGUAUUUCAUCAAACCUGUCUCCAUCCUGAUCACCUAAUUACCAUUAGAAAGAAUAGCAAUGUGUCCCUAAACUAUAGAUUGAUGAGCCAUCUGUAAGCGGAAACAAAGAGCAGAAGGAAGCUUAAUUGAAUCAAAUAUUUAGAAUGCAUUACUCUAUCUUGUAGUUACUCAGAAACUGGCCUUCUCUUCAGGCUUCUGUCCUGCACAUCUGGAAUUUAUCACCACUAACUGCAUUUAAUCCUUCAACCUUACCAUGAAGUGACUGCUGAUAAUAUAUAAUUAUGGUUCAAUUCACGUGAUGAAUCAGCAAUGGGGAAUUUGUGGGGGCAGUGGGAAUUCAGACUUCCAUUAGCUGAUGAGAAUGGACCACCCAAUAUCACAAUGCAAUUCUUUGUCUCUUUCUAAUGGAGAUGCCACGUCUGGAAGCUCGUGGCUCUGCUGUGUCUGCUCACCUCUCUCAGGUAAUACACCUGCCUGAGCUACUGCUCACGCUAUAGAGGCUCAGGAUUUUCUGCCAAUGGAGAGGAGCUGACCCAGGGGCACAGCUGUUGCCCAAACCUUCCCAGACAGCUGUCCCUGCAACCCGACAUUUCUUCUGCUUGCAGGGGGGGACCCCAGAGGGGCCAACACAAGUGACAAAUGUACAGCUGGGACUUGCUCAGAAGCAAAUGGGGCUGAAGGAUGGGUCAUGAAACAAAAAACAAUAACAACAACAACAAAAUAAUUCCCCCUAAUGUGGUAACUUCCAGAAGCCACCAUGAGAAUAAAAGCAUGUAAUCCUAACUGCUGGUUAGGUAUCUGAGUCUCUGUUCCAAAGAUAUCACAUUCAAAAUGUGGUAUGUAUGGUAUGAUAUUUACAUGGGUGACAGGGAAGGGAACAGAAGACUUUUAAAGAGUAAGCUUUGCAUCUCUACUAGCUAAUUAAAUGAUCAUGACUGAGACUGGAUGCUGAGAAAUCUAGAGAGAAGGCUGCCCCCAAAAAAACAGCUUAUUGUCCAAGGAUAGACACAGGGCUCAAGGCUCAGUUCUGCAUUUUCGAUGCUGCAGCUUUUAAUCCCACUGGAAGACGGGGGUGGGGGGUGAAGCAGGGAGUAUCCUCAGUCUCUCAUGUUACUAAAGAAAGUAAUGGCCUAAAGAAAAACCGGGCUACUGAGUGUUACAUGACUUAUAGGCAUUUGUUGAACCUCUGACACCACUGUCACUCUUUCUUUUAACAAACUCAAGUGUUUUUAAUAUAUUUUAAUUCAGUCACCUUGCACACAGACAGCCCUUUCUGUGAAUUGCUACUCAUGGAAGACAACUGGCAAACUUGUGACAAAGCCCUUAGGAUACAGGGAAAGGAACAUGAAUACAAACUUCAUCUCAACCCUUCCUUUGAGGCAUGAGCAGUUCUCAGAAAACUUUGCAGCUCAGACCUGAGGGAUAUGCCAUAUCUCAAGCACUUUAGUCUUGAUACUGGAGUGGUAACAGCAGCAAGUGCCAUAACUGGCUCGUUUUUGAUGAUGUAGUAGCAUGCAGUUGGCUGCAUCUCUGCUUAUGUUCUGUUUACCACUUGAAGAAACCAAUCCUAAAUGGUCACAAUGGGAGUAUAAAAGCUAAGAGAUCAGUACUGUUUAAAGAGAUUUUUCUCCUUGUGUGCUGGGUUGGGCUGAAGGAGAGUUAAUUUUUUCACAGCAGCUAGUACAGGGCUAUGUUUUGGGUUUGUGCUGGAAACAGUGUAGAUGUUCCCCUCACUCUACUGUACCAAGGAACAGGCUGGGGAUGCAUGAAAAAUUGGGAGAAGGGAGAGCCAGGCCAUCUGACCCAGACUGACCAAAGGGAUAUGACAUGGCAUCAUGCUCAGCAUAUAAAAUGGGAGGAAGAAGGAGGAAAGGGAGACAUUCAGAGUGAUGGUGUUUGUCUUCCCAAGUUAUAUAUGAUGGAGCCCUGCUUUCCUGGGGAUGACUUUCCUGCCUGCAGAUGGGAAGUGGUAAAUAAAUUCCUUGUUUUUACAGCUUCUGCUUUGUUUAUUAAACUAUCUUUAUCUCA
Messenger RNA from Parus major (Great Tit), 5173 nucleotides. It is a transcript of the gene COMTD1, whose product is annotated as catechol-O-methyltransferase domain containing 1. The transcript is spliced from 7 exons. The coding region runs from base 72 to 845 and encodes 257 amino acids. The record is from RefSeq and is a predicted model, not a curated record. NCBI's taxonomy places the organism in Eukaryota, Metazoa, Chordata, Aves, Passeriformes, Paridae. Gene Ontology annotation, molecular function: S-adenosylmethionine-dependent methyltransferase activity; O-methyltransferase activity.